Molecule: messenger RNA, 936 nt
Organism: Lynx canadensis (Canada lynx)
Lineage: Eukaryota; Metazoa; Chordata; Mammalia; Carnivora; Felidae
Product: olfactory receptor 5W2-like
Exons: 1
Coding region: 4-936 (310 amino acids)
Biological process (GO): sensory perception of smell; G protein-coupled receptor signaling pathway
Cellular component (GO): membrane
Molecular function (GO): G protein-coupled receptor activity; olfactory receptor activity; odorant binding
Source: RefSeq, a predicted model, not a curated record
AGAAUGGACAAAGAAAACUGCUCCUCCUUGACUGAAUUCUUUCUCUUGGGAAUUACGGACAACUCUGAGAUCAAAGUGACUCUAUUCACCACCAUCCUGCUUAUUUAUCUCACUAAUCUCCUGGCAAACCUCGGAAUGAUUAUUCUAAUUAGAAUGAAUUCUCAGCUGAACACACCAAUGUACUUUUUCCUUAGCCACCUCUCUUUCUGUGACCUCUGUUAUUCCACAGCAGUUGGGCCCAAAAUGUUGGUAGACCUUUUAGCCAAAAACACAUCAAUCCCUUUCGUUGGCUGUGCUCUGCAAUUCUUGAUCUUCUGUACGUUUGUAGAUUCCGAGUGCCUACUGCUGGCGGUGAUGGCCUUUGAUCGGUACAAGGCCAUUAGCAACCCCUUGCUCUACACGGUCAACAUGUCCAGCAGAGUGUGCUUCCUGCUCAUGGCCGGGGUUUAUGUGCUGGCCACGGCAGAUGCUUUGAUACACACGACACUAACAUUCCGGUUAUGUUUCUGUGGAUCAAAGGAGAUUAAUCACUUCUUCUGUGAUGUACCCCCUCUCCUAUUGCUCUCUUGCGCAGACACACAACUCAACGAAUUAGCAAUAUUCACCAUUUUUGGCUUCAUUGAACUGAGCACCAUUUCAGUAGUCCUUGUCUCUUAUUGUUAUAUAAUCCUAUCCAUCCUGAAGAUCCACUCUGCUGAGGGGAGGUUCAAAGCUUUCUCCACCUGCACCUCCCACAUAACUACUGUUACAAUUUUCCAGGGGACCAUGAUCUUCAUGUAUUUCCGGCCAAGUUCUUCCUACUCUCUUGAUCAAGACAAAAUGACCUCCUUGUUUUAUACCCUUGUGAUUCCCAUGUUAAACCCACUGAUUUAUAGCCUACGGAACAAGGACGUAAAAAGGGCCUUAGAAAAAUUGAAAAACAAAAUACAGUUUUAA